Molecule: messenger RNA, 645 nt
Organism: Oppiella nova
Lineage: Eukaryota; Metazoa; Arthropoda; Arachnida; Sarcoptiformes; Oppiidae
Source: the annotation of a GenBank genome assembly
AUGACAGACCGAGAUCACCGAUCAGGGGAGCACCGGGUGGUCAGAGGUUUAGGCCCAAUCGUAUCCCAUGGGGUGGUCAACGGCGUGCAUACAACAGGUACCGUACUAUCUCUGAUCGUGCGAUUCCUGUUCGCACUACUGGUGCUCGGGUACGGCCUAUGGGUCUACACCCAAGUGCGUCACACGAGACGCCUUAUACCCCGCGACCGCACCCGCACUCAGACCAACAGACUGGCCAUCUAUUACGGCAUAUAUGUCCUUCUGGUCGUCAUAUAUGGCUCAUUCUGCACCGUCGCACUCCUCCACCAUUUGGACGGCGACGGCAACAGUAGCCGCGAGGGUUCCGUAGAUAUGUGUUUAGGUGUCGACUAUUUGGUACUUUUUUGGUGCCUUAUAUUAGUGUCAUUGCAAUUCACUGUGGGGUCGGUCGACGCCUAUGACAAAAGUAUAAACCUAACGGUGUCUACGGGGGAGACCACGCAAUUGAAAUGUCCAAUCAGUGCCGAUGAUGUCGACACUAAUUUGGUGACAUGGAUUAGGAAAAGGGACGGACAUAUACUGAGCAUUGAACGUAUCAAAUACACGACUGACCCCAGAUUUACACCACUUUUCGAUGGCAAUCAUUGGGUUCUUAGGAUCAAAAAU